AUGGCGGCAUUGCCGGGCGGUAAUGCCGAGCAGCGGCUGAGGCUCCUACUCUCAGGGCUGAAGCCCGGGAUCCAAGUCCCCCGGGUCGGGCCUGUCGCCGCGUUCGGCUCCUCUGUGAUCUCUGCCAAGGCGGCGGUGAACGGCGUCCACCUGCACUACCUGUGCACCGGAGACGGAGAGCACGCCGUCCUGCUGCUCCCGGGGAUGCUGGGCAGUGGAGAGACAGAUUUUAGACCUCAGAUUGAGAACCUGAAUAAGAAGCUCUUCACGGUGGUUACCUGGGACCCCCGCGGAUACGGACACUCACGACCCCCGGAUCGGGAUUUCCCAGUGGACUUCUUUGAGCGAGACGCAAAAGAUGCCAUUGAUUUGAUGCAGACGCUGAAUUUUAAGAAGGUCUCUUUGCUGGGGUGGAGCGACGGGGGGAUAACAGCCCUCAUCGCGGCCGCACGGUACCCCUCGUAUGUCAGCAAGAUGGUGGUCUGGGGGGCCAACGCCUACGUGACCAAGCAGGACAUGGAGAUUUACCAGGGACUCCGGGAUUUUUCUAAGUGGAAUGAGAGGACGAGAAAACCUCUGGAAGCCCUCUAUGGGUUCGACUACUUUGCCAGAACCUGUGAAAAGUGGGUGAAUGGCAUGGACCAAUUUAAGCGUCUUCCAGACGGGAGCAUCUGUCGGGACCUGCUCCCCCUGGUCCAAUGCCCCACCUUAAUCGUGCACGGCGAGAAGGAUCCUCUGGUCCCACGUUUCCAUGCCGACUUCUUACACAGACACGUGAGAGGGUCACGGCUCCAUCUGAUGCCAGAAGGCAAGCACAACCUGCAUUUACACUUGGCAGACGAAUUCAACAAGUUAGUGGAAGACUUCCUCCAGUGA
This is a messenger RNA of Rangifer tarandus platyrhynchus (Svalbard reindeer), 876 nucleotides long. The record is from the annotation of a GenBank genome assembly. NCBI's taxonomy places the organism in Eukaryota, Metazoa, Chordata, Mammalia, Artiodactyla, Cervidae.